UGGAGGCUGUGCGGGAGGCAGAUUGCCAUGGGAAGUACCUUUACUUCUGGAAGGCCAGAGAAGACAUGGGAGAACUCCGGAAGACAAGUAUUAGAAGUAUCCAUGGAGAACACUGAACACUCAGUGGAUGCAAAAUCCAUUAAAAAUUCAGAAACAAAGAUCUUACAUGGAAGCAAAUCAGUGGACUCUGGAAUGUUCUUGGACAACAGUUAUAAAAUGGAUUAUCCUGAAAUGGGUUUAUGUAUAAUAAUUAAUAAUAAGAACUUUCAUAGAAGUACUGGAAUGACACCUCGAUCUGGUACAGAUGUAGAUGCAGCAAACCUCCGGGAAACAUUCACAAACUUGAAAUAUGAAGUCAGGAAUAAAAAUGAUCUCACAUGCGAAGAAAUUUUGGAAUUAAUGGACAGUGUCUCUAAAGAAGAUCAUAGCAAAAGGAGCAGUUUUGUUUGCGUGCUUCUAAGCCAUGGGGAUGAAGGAAUAAUUUUUGGAACAAAUGGACCCAUUGACCUGAAAAAAUUAACAGGUUUCUUCAGAGGGGAUUAUUGUCGAAGUCUGACUGGAAAACCCAAACUUUUCAUUAUUCAGGCCUGCCGAGGCACAGAACUGGACUGCGGUAUUGAGACAGACAGUGGAACCGAGGAUGACAUGGCCUGUCAGAAAAUACCAGUUGAAGCAGACUUCUUGUAUGCCUAUUCUACGGCCCCUGGUUACUAUUCCUGGCGAAAUUCAAAGGACGGAUCCUGGUUCAUCCAGUCACUUUGUACGAUGCUGAAACUAUAUGCUUACAAGCUUGAAUUUAUGCACAUUCUUACCCGGGUUAACCGAAAGGUAGCCAUGGAAUUUGAGUCCUUUUCUCUUAAUUCUGCUUUUCAUGGAAAGAAACAGAUUCCGUGUAUUGUGUCUAUGCUCACAAAAGAACUGUAUCUUUAUCACUAAAGAUGGAUGGUUUUUUGGGUUUUUUUUUUUUAAGUUCAUAUGCCAAGUGAGGAAAUGGUUUAACCAAUCCUAUAUUUUCCUCUCGUUUAAAUCUAAUCGAAUACUUCACAUGGUACUUUAGAACCUGCUACUUUCAAAGCAAUAGAACUAUGAGGCUACCUCACACUCAGAAUCAGGUAGUCGAAAUCGAAUUUAAUUAGGAAUAAAUAAAAAUGGAUAGUGGUACAA
Molecule: messenger RNA, 1164 nt
Organism: Neomonachus schauinslandi (Hawaiian monk seal)
Lineage: Eukaryota; Metazoa; Chordata; Mammalia; Carnivora; Phocidae
Gene: CASP3
Product: caspase 3
Exons: 8
Coding region: 28-936 (302 amino acids)
Biological process (GO): neuron differentiation; erythrocyte differentiation; keratinocyte differentiation
Cellular component (GO): cytoplasm
Source: RefSeq, a predicted model, not a curated record